Molecule: messenger RNA, 1254 nt
Organism: Penicillium brasilianum
Lineage: Eukaryota; Fungi; Ascomycota; Eurotiomycetes; Eurotiales; Aspergillaceae
Source: the annotation of a GenBank genome assembly
AUGUGGGGGUGUCUUUGGCAAAAUGGGGGGUUGGAAACGGAGAUCAAGACAAGAAAGAAAGCUCGGUCCAAGUCCGCCGGUUGGAACGGAGCUUUGCGGCCGACAACAAUCAAAACUUCUAUUGAUUGUUCUCAACCCGCCACGCUCUACCAAACCAAACACGAACACAAUGAAACAUGGCGCUCUGAUCACUCUUUAAAAGAGGCCCCCGCCGCUCGUGUUCAUCCUGAGACAUUCGUUCUAUUCCUCAUCCUCACCAUCACCACCACGCCACACUCAACUCCCCGCAUUCCAGAGCCUCUCUCCUUUCCCUCCAAAAUGACCGACCCAACGACCUCCGGCUCCCAGGCUACCCCCGGUGACCCAAACAUCUCCUGGCCCAUCGAGCGCCUCGCACACACCGCCGAAUCAGAAUGGCACCCAUCCUUCCUCCAGCACCAGCGCCGACUCAGUAACGCCUCAAACGGAAGCUCUGGCUUGGCCUCCUCCUCCUCCGCGCCAGACCUCGACCGAUCAAACUACCCCGACGGUACCAAGUCACUGUCGGGCAUCUCCCUCCGGGCCUUCCUCCUAGGGACUACUCUCGGCGCUACACUCGUCCUCACACUGCUCCUGACCACGGUCUUCCAAACCCCGUUCUGGCGCGUACCCUUUUUCGUCGGGGCGCUGAGCCUGUUCCACUUCCUCGAGUACUACGUCACGGCACGAUAUAACACACGGUAUGCGUCCGUGGGCGCAUUCCUCCUCACCUCGAACGGAUGGGCGUAUAACGUGGCGCACGGGUCUGCCAUCGUGGAGUGUAUCGUCUCGCACUUCUUCUGGCCGGAGUCGAGUCGGUUGGGCCGGCUGCUGUCAUUCCCGGAGCCGUUCUCUGGGACAUUGGUGUCGGUGUUGCUUGUGCUAGGAUUCGUCUUGACGAUUAUCGGGCAGGUUGUAAGGACGAUGGCCAUGGCGCAGGCCGCGAGUAAUUUCAACCAUCACGUUCAGUCCGAGCAUCAGGAGGGCCAUGUCUUGGUUAAGACUGGGCUGUAUGGAUAUCUGCGCCACCCGAGCUACUUUGGUUUCUUUUGGUGGGGAUUGGGCACGCAGUUGGUACUGGGGAAUGUGGUGUGUUUCGUGGGGUAUGCCCUCGUGCUGUGGAAGUUCUUUUCCACUCGCAUUAAGCGCGAGGAAUCUUUUUUGAUUCAAUUCUUUGGCACCGAAUAUCUUGAGUACCGUCAAACAACCCCCGUCGGCAUCCCAUUGAUUCGUUAA